This is a messenger RNA of Electrophorus electricus (electric eel), 4745 nucleotides long. RefSeq names its product retinitis pigmentosa GTPase regulator b (gene rpgrb). Gene Ontology annotation, cellular component: cytoplasm. Lineage: Eukaryota; Metazoa; Chordata; Actinopteri; Gymnotiformes; Gymnotidae. The record is from RefSeq and is a predicted model, not a curated record. Gene Ontology annotation, molecular function: guanyl-nucleotide exchange factor activity.
CGAGGGUUGCCAUAACGCCGCAGGCGUAGUGCUGCUGCUUGGCGAGCUAAUGGCUAAACGGAUUAGGUGCGUAGACAUGGCUGGAGAGACCGAGGAUGAGAUACCUGAAUCGGGAGCAGUCUUUACUUUUGGCAAAAGUAAAUUUGCAGACAAUAUCCCCAGUAAAUUUUGGUUGAAGAAUGAUGUUCCUUUAAAGGUAGCGUGUGGAGAUGAACAUACAGCGCUAAUUACAGAGAAUGGAAAGUUGUUCAUGUUUGGCAGUAAUAAUUGGGGGCAGCUUGGCCUGGAAUCAAAGAACAGUGUGAAUAAGCCUACCUGUGUGAAAGCCUUGAAGUCAGAAAAAGUGAAGCUUGUUGCAUGUGGAAGAACUCAUACACUUGUUUACACAUCGUGCGGUAAUUUGUACGUGGCCGGGGGGAAUAAUGAUGGCCAGCUCGGUCUCGGGGACUGCGAGGAAAGAACUUCAUUCCAGCUGGUUGACUUCUUCACCAAAGGACAGAUUAAAAUGCUGUCAGCAGGCUCCAACACAUCUGCUGCACUUAUGCAGGAUGGGAGGCUGUUUAUGUGGGGUGACAACUCGGAAGGCCAAAUUGGUAUGGGAAAGGAGGACUGUGCUUGGACCCCCCGGGAGCUGCCUACAGGGAAGCAAGUGGCCUGGGUUUCCUGUGGUUACUACCACUCUGCCUUCAUCACAGUGGAUGGGGCUUUAUUUACGUUUGGAGAGAGGGACAGCGGAAAGCUGGGGCUCUCCUCAGAUCAGCUGCCCAAUCACAGAGUUCCUCAGAGAGUGGGGGGCGUGUCUGAACGUGUUCUGCAGGUGGCUUGUGGAGGUGGCCACACGGUGGUGCUCACAGAGAAUUGCCUGUAUUCAUUUGGCCUGGGUCAGUAUGGCCAGCUGGGUCAUGGCACCUUUAUUUUCGAGUCGCGAUCACCCAGAGUGGUGGAGCACUUCAAUAAGGGGAGAGUGAAGUACAUUACAUGUGGAGAGAACCACACAGCUGUGGUCACAGAGAGUGGUCUUCUGUACACCUUUGGAGAUGGCCGGCAUGGUAAGCUGGGUCUUGGAGAGGAGAACUUCACCAACCAGUUCCAACCAACGCUCUGUCUUCGCUUCCUCAUCUACGAAGUGCAGUCUGUUACAUGUGGUGGAUGUCACAUGGUGGUGUUAGCCAAACCUAGGGUUAAAGGGUCAAAGGACAUUAUCCUGGAGGACGGUGACAUCACAGAGAACUACAUGGAGACAGCCAGCACGGAGCUGGUCGGGCAGACAGGAGGCCAACUCAGCCUAAGCAGAAGCCUCUCUGCCCGGGUUAGACGCAGGGAGCGGGAGCGUUCUCCAGAGCAGUUUGGGAUGAUGUUCCGAACUCUUCCACCUCUUAGUUCUGGUUAUCUCAGUGAGUCUCUGCCUGUUUCCAGCCAGACCCUGCCCCCAUGUCUGCACCCCACAAGACUGCAAAGCAAGAAGAAUGGUUUUACUAGCUGCACAGGCAGGGUGAUAACUGAGCAAGUUGAUGGGAAAAGCUUUCCAGAUGAAAACAGUGGAGACAUUGAAAGUGUUAAGGAUUUGGGAGAAACAACUGACUUGUUAAAUUUGACUCAUGUAAUGAAGUUGGAUCCAGGUGACAAGACUCUUACAUUGUCUCCUGUACAGAAGAAGAAGGUUAUGGUUGUGAAAAAGUACAGUAAGGCGGUGGGACAGCCUACACCAAGCUCUGCCUGCUCUGAUAAGCAGGCGGGGCUUAUCUCUUACAAGGCCCUGCCCACUGAGUCACUGAGGAGCCCCAGUGACGAGUGGCUCCUGGCGGAUUCUCCAGUUGCCAGCUCUCAGGGUGGAGUCUGUGAGAGGGGGAAGGCUUUCAUAACUCUGAAGGAAGGCAAGCCUAUACAGCACAAAACAGUGAGCAGUAGUGCUCCAAGAGGGGCCCAGACACCAAGCUUGGCUGAUCUUAGCAGAGUUGGGUCUAUGCCACUUUCACCUGUCCACACAGCCAGGCAAAGUCAGCUGAUAAAUACUGAGAGGAAAACUCAAUCAGACAUUACAGAGCGAAAAAGGAAGACCCAGCUGAGCCAAGAAGACGUGGGCAGGCCUGGAGAUACACCAAAAGCCCAUUCAGUCCAUGAAAAACAGGUAGAGAAAUCAAAACUCUCAUGUGAAGAGGAUUCAGGCAAAGCCCGAUCUGAAGCUCAGCAGAGGUCAAAGGCCAAAGGUCAGCAAAGAGGCGCUGAAGAGAAAGAUAACCUGAUGAGGAGGAAGCCUGAGGAAUGCCAUCUCAAACAGGCUGCAGAUAAUAGUCAAGCACUUUCAGGCAAACAGACACCUAUAGAGACACCCGCUAAAGCCACGCAGAUGAAGCACACACCAGGAGAGCCUGAGAGCAGUGUGAAAAAGCAGAUGAGGAGAAGAGUAGAGGUGCAGCGCCAAUCACAUUAUAGCACUGCUGAGCCACACACACAGUCAAGGUCAGGACAUGCUGGAAAAGGGAGGGAUGUCAGCAUUAGUAGCAGAGAGCUCACAGAAGCUCACACACCUACCAAGAAGACCAUGUCUAUAGUACCUGAGCCAAAUCCUCUGUUUUCUGAGGCCAGCAUGAGAAGACAAAAUACAGCAAAAGGUCCAUCCAAAGCUCCUCUCACUGAUUCUGCAGCAGGAGAAAAUACAGCUGACAGCACAGUGUCCAGAUCGGGAGCCCAAUCAGAGUGUGUGUGGCACGAUAGUCCCCUCAGGGUAAACUCGUUAACCCAGGUCCUGGAGAGUCCUGUGUGCCUCAUGACAGAAGCGUCCAUCAGCCACUUCCAAGCACCAGCUAACAGCUCCUCCAAGCCUGCUUCAUACACAUGGCCCAACGGGAUCACAUCAAACACGCCCAAUGGGCGGACCCUCUCAGACACCUCCUCCAUUAGUGACGAGCCGAGACAAAGGACAGCAGUACCUGUCACUGCCAUACUAGAACCCAGAGGGUCACACGAGGACUGGGAGAAGAGCAUACCUCAGUACCAGUCAGGAAUCAACUCUAGCCCUAACCCUAGCUUAUCAGAGAGGGCUGGGGACCGCAAGAAGAAAAGAGGAGAGAAGAGGGGGGAGGAAUCUGAUCAGUCUUCACAGGAGGAAGUGGAGCAAGAGGGGAGAGGAGGAGUGGAGAGGAACAGCGGUAUGUGUGGUGAGGGAGAGAGUACAUUUCUGAGUGAUGUGAUGGAGGAGGAGGAGGAGGAGGAGGAGGAGGAGGAAGAUGACACAACUAUGAGAUUGUCAAGCCAAGAGGAGCCGAGUGAGGGAGAAGCAGAGAGAAGUAGAACUGAGACAGAGCCGGAAGACGAGGAGGAAGAGGAUGGGAGCAGUGACAGAGAUGAAGAAGAUAUGAGUGACACAAGUAGAAAAUAUGAAGAAGGUGAGGAUGAGGAGGAAGCAGAAGAAGAGAGCAAAAUGAGUGAGGUGGAGGAAGGAGAGAGUGGUAAAGAGUCUGGCAGAGAGAUAGACAGCCAGAGCAGCCAAUCGGGCGAGGCAGAGUCCGAGGAGAUCGAAUCAGAGGAAGAAGAUGAGAAAGAAAGCAGCAAAUCAGAAGGUGGCAGUGAGGUGGAUAGUGGAAAGGGGGAGGAGAGUGGGGAAGAAGAAGAGGAGAGUGAAGAGGGAGAGGAGGAGGUGUCAGAAGCAAAGGAGGAGGAUGAGACAGAGGAUGAGGAGGAGGGGAAUGAAGGUGAAAGUGAGGAAGAAGAGGGUGAAGGAGAUCCAGCAGAGGAGGAGAGUUGGGUGGAAGAGGAAGAGAGCGUUGAAGCAGAAGGUGUGGAGGAGGGAGAAGAGGAGAGUAGAAGUGCUGAAGAGGAAGAGUGUGUGGAGGAGGAGGAUGAAGAUAGUGAAGAAGAAGAGAAUGAAGAAGAAGAACAGGAUGAAGAGGAGGAGGAUGAGCAGAAAAGUGGUGAUCAAACAGAAAAGGAGGAGGAGGAGGAAGAAGAAGAAGAAGAAGAAGAAGAAGAAGAAGAAGAAGAGGAAGAGGAGUGUAGGAAGAAAGGAAAAAAGAAUGGAAAGAUGGCUUCAUCAUCCACAUCAAGGAGAGAAGGCCAAAGGGCUGAACAGUCAGGCAAACGCAGACAGGAAUCGGCUAGAAAAGGCAACUCGCACUCCAAAUCCCAGAAGCCUCAGCAGUUCUGGGAUGAUGUUCUACCUCAUUACCUUAACUUAAAAUGACCGCAGCGUCAGCCUUCCACUGUGCCUUCCUCUUUGUGUCAUUGAGUAUGCAUCUCUCAUCUUUUUAUCUAAUGCCAUUUUCACCAGUCUCAUUCCAAAUUACGUUUAUGUCUUCACUUUGAAUAUUAUUUGUUAGUUAAAGCUUUUGUAAACAACUUCCCUUUCAUCAUGAGAAUCUUUUGAAAUAUCUUAGGACCUACAAAAUAUUUUAAAAAGUAAACAAGUCUUUUUGCAUGUCUUGUUUUUGUUUAAUUGGUGAAUGAGUCUUUUUUUCAUGUCUUGGUCCAUGUAGUUUAGUUGUUUUCCAGUGUUAAUCUCCAGUAUUAUUAAAGCAUAUAUGGUAGCCUUAGAUUUGUAUAUUUGUUGUAUUUGUUUAGCAAGUGGUAGCAAAAAUGUAUUCAUAUCUUACAGUCUGAGUGACCUUGUCUCUUAUGUUCUGUAUUGAUAUCCUACAGUCUGAGUAACCUUAUCUGUCUCUUAUCUUCUGUACUGGUGGCAGGGGUAGCUCAGUGGUUAAUGUACCUGACUAGUAACUGGAAGGUUGCCAGUUCAAGUCCCACCACUG